CAGCGAUCGGCAGUUGGGUCUCGUGACUCUCCUGCCAGCAUGCGCGCGCUGUCUGUGUCCGCUCUGCUGCUCCUGGCUCUCAACUCCUGCCGGGGGACGCAGGACAACCUCCUGGACGAGGAUGUCAUCGAGCCCGUCGUCCAGGCUUCCAAAUACGGCUCUCUGUGGCCUCUGCCGCAGAAAGUGCAGAUCUCGGAGGUUCCGCUGAAGCUGAGCGGAGCCACUUUCGAAUUCACCGAUGCUAAGGGGUCGACCGCCGGUCCGAGCUGCAGCCUGCUGCAGAGCGCCUACAGGAGGUACUAUGAUUAUAUUUUUGGGGGCCCUAAAAAACAGAAGAUGAGCAGAAACAGACGAGCUGGCCCCUUGGAACUGACUGAGCUGCAAGUGUCGAUCACAUCACCUGACUCCCAAUGUGAUGGUUAUCCUUCUGUGACGUCAGACGAGUCAUAUGAGCUGUCUGUGGAUGUGCCGGUCGCUGUCCUGAAAGCCCCAACCGUCUGGGGAGCUCUGCAUGGACUGGAAACCUUCAGCCAGCUGGUGUAUGAGGAUGACUAUGGAGCUAAAACCAUCAAUUCCACGAAAGUGAGCGACUUCCCGAGGUUUGCUCACCGAGGCAUCUUGCUGGACAGCUCGCGCCAUUUUCUCCCCAUUAAAGUCCUCUUGGCUAAUCUGGAAACGAUGGCCAUGAACAAGUUCAAUGUUUUCCACUGGCACAUCGUUGACGACCAGUCCUUCCCGUAUCUGAGCCGGACGUUCCCACAGCUGAGUCAGCAGGGAGCUUACCACCCCUACAGCCACGUGUACACGCCUUCUGACGUGAAAAUGGUGAUCGAGUUUGCUCGCCUGAGGGGCAUCCGGGUCAUCCCGGAGUUCGACACCCCAGGACACACGCAGUCCUGGGGGAAAGGCCAGAUGGAUUUGCUCACCCCGUGUUUCUCCGGUGCCACGCCGUCCGGCUCUUUCGGACCGGUGAACCCCAUCCUGAACACCACAUACGACUUCAUGAGCCGCUUCUUCAAGGAAGUGAGCGACGUGUUUCCUGACGGCUACGUUCACCUGGGAGGGGACGAGGUGGACUUCACGUGCUGGAAGUCCAACCCGGACAUUAAGAAGUUCAUGGAUCGGCAAGGCUUCGGGCAGGACUACAGCAAACUGGAGUCCUUCUACAUCCAAAAACUUUUGGAUAUCGUCACCACAACUAAGAAGGGUUACAUCAUCUGGCAGGAGGUCUUUGACAAUGGUGUUAAGCUGAAGCCAGACACACUUAUCCACGUUUGGAAGGGAAACCAGGAACAAUACCAGAACGAGAUGGCAAAAAUUACCUCGGCAGGGUACCAGACCCUGCUGUCCUCUCCCUGGUACCUGAACCGUAUCUCCUACGGCCAGGACUGGCAGAGCACUUACAAGGCCGACCCACAGGAUUUUAAGGGAACUGAAGAACAAAAGAAGCUUGUGAUUGGUGGAGAGGCCUGCCUGUGGGGGGAGUAUGUGGACGCGACCAACCUGACGCCCCGACUCUGGCCUCGAGCCAGCGCUGUGGCAGAGCGACUGUGGAGCGCCAAAGACGUCACGGACAUCAACGACGCGUACAACAGACUGUCGGCGCACCGUUGCCGCAUGGUGGAGCGAGGGAUCCCAGCUGAGCCGCUGUUUUCCAGCUUCUGUCGGCACGAGUACAAAGGCAUAUGAGCGCCUGAGGCUGACUGGGGAACAAAAGGGAAUCAAACCUGCAUGGAUCAACUGCAAGUCUGGGCUUUUUUUUUUUUUUAAGGAAAUAGUGUUUUUUUUAAGAAGAAUUUAAUUAAAAAAAAUCAAAUGCUGCCUUUUCCCAGCAGUGCUGAGAAACAAUUUUAUUGAUUGUGGCGGCGCUAUUUUACUCCUCUGAAUGUCUGAUGGUCAAACAGGAGCUCUUCUGCCGUCACUGAACCCCAACUGUUAAAUAAUUGGAUCCAAAUUGAUUUUACAUUAUUUACAAUUCUGUGAAUGUUUUUCACAAUAAAUCUUCAUCCUCUGUGACGAUCCGAGUGUGAUGGUUCCUGCGAGUCCUCUGUCCGGGUCACAGCAGACCAGCCGCCCGUCUGAGCAGAUUAUUCUGGUCCUGAGAGCUCAUGGCCUCGUAGGCGGCCAGCUCCAGGGAGAAGGUGGCGUUUCCGGACGUCAGGGUUCGCAGAGCGGUGGAAUAGCCCUGCGAUGAGAGAACAGGCCGGCCGUGAGGGUCACUGAAACCAAAGGGGGAUCCUGAUGGACUCACCAUCAUCUCUGCCAGCGGGGCACUCGCCAGCAGCACCUUGCUGUCAUGACGACUCUGAAUGUCUCUGACCACCCCCCGUCGCUGAGCCACGUCUCCCAGCACGGCGCUGAGGUGCUCCUCUCCCACGGUCACCUCCAGGGACAUGACGGGCUCCAGAACCUGCCCUCCUGCCAGCCUCAGCGCCUGCAAUCAAAGCCACAGCUGCAGCUUUUCAGCAUUCCCGCAGCCGGACGCUGCACACGUGUUCCAGCUUCACCUUCAGCAUGCAGCGGGACACGCAGGCCGACACCAUGGUGGGGGACGUUCCUGCCGCCGUGGUAACGCUCUGGAUCAGAGCAGAGAUGCCCUGCACAGGACAACCCAACACUGGACCUGAUGGAGGAGGAGGAGGAGGAGGUUUGCUCACCCGAAAUUCAGCUCCUCAGGUCACAUGGACAUUUGUCUUAUAAGCACCAAAAAGGUAAAACAUCCGAGAAUCAAAUGCUUGAAAACACUUAAAUAGUUAAAAUUGUAAAAAACAUUUUGUUUGAUCAAUAAAAG
Oryzias latipes (Japanese medaka) is the source of this 2791-nucleotide messenger RNA. RefSeq names its product hexosaminidase B (beta polypeptide) (gene hexb). The record is from RefSeq and is a predicted model, not a curated record. Gene Ontology annotation, cellular component: membrane; lysosome. NCBI's taxonomy places the organism in Eukaryota, Metazoa, Chordata, Actinopteri, Beloniformes, Adrianichthyidae. Gene Ontology annotation, biological process: carbohydrate metabolic process; ganglioside catabolic process; glycosaminoglycan metabolic process. Gene Ontology annotation, molecular function: beta-N-acetylhexosaminidase activity.